GCCCCUUCUCUCCCGAUCCCCGGCUGUUAGUGCUGAGAGAGUGCGCGUGUGCUCCGGAGCUCGCCUCGGCACACAUUAUAUAUAAAAAAAAAAAAAUACAAAAAAAUUAAAAACUUCUAAAAACUCCAAAAAAUCAUUUUAUUUCUUUUUAAAUUAAAAAUCGGUGAAGGGGAAACUGGAGGCCUUGAAACAUCUCUCGACAACCCCGAAAAAUAACGACAGUCUGUGAGCUCGCGAAGGCCUGCUUGAUUCGUUGGUUUGGAUUUUUCGCGUUUUUAAAUUUCUGUUGCCCUAAAUAUCCGUCAUUUUUAAACGGAACGCUUUAAUCGUCCAGCCGAAGCCAUCUGUUAGUCGACGGUUUUCAGUUUUAAAAAUUGGCGUUGACAUCUAACGGUAGCUAUAUUCUGACGUAGUUGAGCUAGCGCCGCGAAACACGUACAAUUCUGCGAGUUCACAGCUGCGAGGGAAGAGAACAUGAACCCCAGCGCUCCUAGCUACCCCAUGGCCUCGCUGUAUGUUGGAGACCUGCACCAGGACGUGACUGAAGCCAUGCUCUACGAGAAGUUCAGCCCGGCCGGUGCCAUCCUCUCCAUCCGGGUGUGCAGGGACAUGAUCACGCGCCGGUCGCUGGGCUAUGCCUAUGUCAACUUCCAGCAGCCUGCAGACGCUGAACGGGCUCUAGACACAAUGAACUUUGACGUGAUCAAGGGUAGACCUGUCCGCAUCAUGUGGUCUCAGCGCGACCCCUCUCUGAGGAAGAGCGGCGUUGGAAACAUCUUCAUCAAGAACCUGGAUAAGUCUAUUGAUAAUAAAGCCCUUUAUGACACCUUCUCUGCAUUUGGCAACAUCCUGUCCUGCAAGGUGGUUUGUGACGAGAAUGGCUCAAAGGGCUACGGCUUUGUGCACUUUGAGACCCAGGAGGCCGCUGAAAGAGCCAUUGAGAAAAUGAACGGCAUGUUGCUGAAUGACAGAAAAGUGUUUGUAGGGCGCUUCAAAUCUCGCAAGGAGAGGGAGGCUGAGCUCGGCGCAAGAGCCAAAGAAUUUACCAAUGUGUACAUCAAAAACUUUGGGGAAGACAUGGAUGAUGACAAACUCAAGGACGUCUUCAGCAAAUAUGGUACUGCCAUGAGCAUCCGUGUCAUGACUGAUGAAAAUGGAAAGUCCAGAGGCUUUGGAUUUGUGAGUUUUGAGAGGCACGAAGACGCCCAAAGGGCUGUGGAUGAGAUGAACGGCAAAGAACUGAACGGGAAGUUCAUCUAUGUAGGUCGUGCUCAGAAGAAAGUGGAGCGGCAAACUGAGCUCAAGCGCAAAUUUGAACAGAUGAAGCAGGACCGCAUGACUCGUUACCAGGGUGUCAAUCUUUACGUGAAGAACUUGGAUGAUGGUAUUGAUGACGAGCGUCUUCGUAAAGAGUUCUCUCCCUUCGGUACAAUCACCAGUGCCAAGGUCAUGAUGGACGGUGGUCGCAGUAAAGGCUUCGGAUUUGUCUGUUUCUCUUCCCCUGAGGAAGCCACUAAAGCGGUGACUGAGAUGAAUGGCCGUAUUAUGGCCACUAAGCCAUUGUAUGUGGCUCUUGCUCAGCGCAAAGAGGAACGGCAGGCCCAUCUCACCAACCAGUACAUGCAGAGGAUGGCCAGUGUCCGUGCAGUGCCAAACCCCGUUAUCAACCCCUAUCAGCCUGCACCUCCAUCAGGAUACUUCAUGGCUGCCAUUCCACAGGCCCAGAACAGAGCUGCGUAUUACCCUACCAGUCAGCUCACCCAGCUCAGACCCAGUCCCCGCUGGGCCACACAGGGUGUCCGGCCUCAGCACUUCCAGAACAUGCCAGGCACAAUGCGCUCAUCUGCCCCCAGACCUCAGAGCUUCAGCACCAUGCGUCCUGCGUCUCAGGUGCCCCGCAUGAUGUCCACUCAGCGUGUUGCUGCUCAGACUAUGGGUCCACGACCCAGCACUGCAGCGGCUGCAGCUUCCGCUCCUCCAGUGCGCGGCGUACCGCAGUACAAAUACACCCCCAGUGUCCGCAGCCCCCAGCAGCACAUGAACACACAGCCUCAGGUGACCAUGCAGCAGCCUGCUGUGCACGUGCAAGGACAGGAACCACUCACAGCCUCCAUGCUCGCCGCUGCACCGCCACAGGAACAGAAGCAGAUGCUGGGUGAGCGUCUCUUCCCACUUAUCCAGAAUAUGCAUCCCAGCCUGGCUGGCAAGAUCACCGGUAUGCUGCUGGAAAUCGACAACUCGGAGCUCCUCCACAUGCUGGAGUCUCCAGAGUCUCUGCGCUCCAAGGUCGAUGAGGCGGUGGCCGUACUCCAGGCUCACCAGGCUAAAGAAGCCGCUCAGAAGACCGUGACCAACUCUACUGGCGUGCCAAGCGUCUAAGCCAAGGGGGACACGACCUUGAAUCUUCACCGAGAGGAAAAAGUAAACAUUGAAAAAAACAGAAAACGAUAUUUAAAAAAGAAGAAAGAGCCAGGUCUAGAGACAAGCAUUCUAGGCCUAGUUAAGGUAUUAAAAAAAAUAAAAAAAAGGAA
Molecule: messenger RNA, 2531 nt
Organism: Sinocyclocheilus anshuiensis
Lineage: Eukaryota; Metazoa; Chordata; Actinopteri; Cypriniformes; Cyprinidae
Product: polyadenylate-binding protein 1
Exons: 15
Coding region: 475-2379 (634 amino acids)
Molecular function (GO): RNA binding
Source: RefSeq, a predicted model, not a curated record